AUGGAGAUUGCUUACCCAGAGUGAUGGGGUUUUGUUUCUUUGACCAAUCUCUGCAAGCUGUGUCCUGUUGGUCAGGAGACAGCCACGAGAUCUGGUUGAGUUCUUGUGUAGACUCAGUUUAGAUGUAGUGUAAUAUAAUAUAGAAUAAUAUAGUAUAAUAAAGUAAUUAAUUAGCCUCUGAUAUCGAUGGAGUCCUCCUUGUCAUUUCUCCUGCUGUGGGGUUGCCUUGAAUCCCAUACAGAGGUGUCUAGCCUCAUCAGUGAGGGUUUUGGCAUAUCCUUAUUAUAAUGGGCAUUACGCAGAUCAAAAGUUAAUUUGAUCCUGAGAGUUCUGAUUAAUCUUCCUGCAAGUGCUGCAAACCACAGUCCUUAAAGUAAUGAAUAAAAAGAUGAAGCUCCAAAAUGCCGGUAGGUUCCAAAUUCUGAGUGCUGCAAACAGGCUCAGGCAGCAGAGGAUGGCCCAGAGUAAAACAACAUUCCUGGAGGAAUGAGGCCACCACAAUCACAAGGAUUACCCCUCCCAUUGCUGUGCAGAGCUCUGGGGAGCAUUCUCAGGAGGAAUCCAAAGUGGAACUGAGCUGGUCCGUGGCAAUCCUGCCCAGAGCAGCUGGUGGGACAGGAGAUGGCUCAUGCAGGGAUGGACGUGGGCAGGUUCUGAGUGCCUGUAACACACUGCUGCUUCCCGAGGGGGAGAGGAGGCAUGGAGGGGUCACUGCACAGCCCCUGCAUGGCCAAACCUCAGCUCUGGAGAGCAGAGAACCCUGAGAAGGGCAGAGCCAGCAGCCCUGGGCUGCUCUGGCGGGUGCAGGAGCUGGCUGGGCAGGGUGCUGUUCUCUCUUGCUGCUGUGUCUGGGUGCCAUUUCUCCCUUCCAGGCUGCGGAUACCCCUGAGUGUCCAGAGCAGCAGGCCAGAGGCUGCUGCCAGGCUGCAGAGGGACUGGCUGGCCCUGCUGGAGCGGCACUGCCAGCCUGGCAGCGCUGCCACCCCGGGGGGCUCCCAGGGAUGCAGCUCCCCCGAAGCUGACUAUGAGGAAUUCAUUGUGCCUGUGGAUGAGCAGAGAGAGGAGACGCCCAACUUUGGUGGGAAUUCUGCAAGGAGCAGCCUGAGCAAGCCUGCAGCAGCCCUGGCAGGGACUGCAGAGGGGCAGGCAGCCCCAGCUCUGCCACCUGCCCUGGGCAGGGCCGAGGUGCCACCAGCCCCACCUGCCCUCCCACAGCCCUGCAGUGCCCCUCCAGCAGCAAAGAGGACCAAAGCCUUUCACUGGGAUGUCGUUCCUUGUGACAAGAUUCAAAAAUCUGUCUGGGGAUCGUGUGACCCGUGCAAGAGGAAAAUAGAUGUGUGCAGGCUGUGUGAGCAGUUCCAGAUCCAGGACACAGCAGUGCCUCUGGGCAGCGAGCCUCCCGUGAAUCAGCACAUCCUGCUGGACAGAAAAGUUGCGCACAACUUCAACAUUUUUCUUAAAAGUUUCCGUAUAAAACCGAGUGAGCUGAAGGACAAACUCUUCAUCAUCCACGAGGAGAGUGGUGGGCUCACAGAUGAGCAGAUUACAGCGCUGAGAAGAUAUUUGCCCACACCCAAAGAUGCAGAAAGGUACCUGUCCUUCAAGGGGCCUUGCUCAGAGCUGCACGUGGUUGACCAGUUUAUGUUAGAGAUGUGUAAAAUCCCCCAGCUGGGCCAGAGGCUGGAUCUGCUGCUCAGCGUCCGUGAGCUCCCCGAGAGCAUCAGAGACCUGGAGCCCCUGAUCAUCCAGAACAUCCAAGCCAGCAAGCAGCUGCAGUCCAGCCCCAAGUUUGUUGCUGUCUUGGAGUACAUCUUAGCCAUGGGGAACCACCUGAAUGAAAAAGCUGGGAAAGAGGUGGCCAAAGGAUUCCGACUGUCAUCUCUGGCCAAACUCUCUCUGCUGAGGGGCAGGGACAGGACGUUCACCCUUCUGCACGCCCUGGUGGAACAGAUCCUCCUGCACCAGCCCGAGCUGGCCACCUUUCCUCAGGAGCUGACAGAGUUUGAGGCUGUUCCUGAUGCGUCCAUGAAGGGCCUCAGUGCUGAAGUUGAUGUUUUAAAAAAAGAACUGGAGAACCUUGUCCAGUGCAGGAGGCUCCUCAAACCCAAAGCAAGCAAGGCAGCACCCCAGGAGUCCCAGUUCUGCAAGGAACUGAAGGAUUUAAUUCAGAAAUAUGAAGGGGAUCUCUCCCAGCUGUCAAAAAGAUGUGAGGAAAUGAAGAAGCUUUAUAGCAACGUACUGGUGAGGUUUGGGGAGCCAGCAGACCUGGACUCCCAGGAGCUCUUUGGGUGGAUCUCUUCCUUCCUCUGCGAGUUCAGGAAGGCGUGUGCUGAAGUCACACCAUGAGAACACACAUUUUAUGGGCAGGUGAGGGAAGGAGGAGCCCAGGAAACAAUUUUUAAUUGUUUUUUUUUCAUUGUUGAUAAGCAGCACCUUGCCAAGCUCACCUGUGCAGCAGAACACCUUGAUUUUGAGAGACAUUCUAUUUCAAAUCUGUAAUUUUAUGUGGUAUUUAACCUGUAAUAUCCCAGGUCACUGAUGAGCCUCUCAGUUUUGUGCUUUUUACCUUGAGAUUCCCAUAUAUAGAAAAAACCCCCACUUUUGACCUUUUAUAAUUUCUCUUUUCAGUCUUUUCCUUUGAAUACCCCGACUUCUGACCCAGUUUUAAUUAUUAUUUCCAUUAUUCUGUAUGAUGAUCUAAUUUCUAAAGAAUACUUCACACAUUUUUAUAAUGAAAUGGGGAGCUGUUACCCACAGAGGGGAAUAUUUAAACAGAUUCUUGUUUAUUUUGUUAUUAAACAUUGCAAACUUACUAUGUAAUGAAGAAA
Passer domesticus (house sparrow) is the source of this 2828-nucleotide messenger RNA. RefSeq lists its product as uncharacterized. Lineage: Eukaryota; Metazoa; Chordata; Aves; Passeriformes; Passeridae. The coding region runs from base 700 to 2346 and encodes 548 amino acids. The transcript is spliced from 11 exons. The record is from RefSeq and is a predicted model, not a curated record.